CUCGCUUUCCGCGGCGGUGAUUUGAGACGCGGCCGCGGUUAGCGAUACAGGGAGUUGUCGACUCGGCCCUAAGUUUUUUUUUUGUUUUUUUUCCUCCGCUUCCCGGACCGAACAAGAAACUAAAGUUGUGUUUUGUGUUCGCGGCUGUAGCUCCGCCGCCGGAAUGAAAUGUUGCUGCGUCGAUGAUUCGAAAGAUUCCAUAGAGGUCCUGUCCGGUGAGUCUGAGCAGAGACCGGCACCCCAGUUCCAUGAUUCAGUCCAACUCGCCUCGGCACCAUGUCUUAGCACCCUGCCGUCUUCCCCCAGUUCCAGUGUUCCUUACAGAGAAAUGAGUCUGAAUCAGACCCAGGACUUGGAGCGGGAUCUCCCCUCCUCCUCUUCCGUCAGAAAGACGCCAAAAAAGCGGGGCAUCUCGCUUCGUUCCCUUUUCCGAAGACGCCGCUUGGACCCGAAGUCUUGCAAAUCGCGAGCGUUGGCUGGCGGUGUGGAUGGCAUCGCGAGCGUCGAGAGUGUUGUCCAGUCGGAAAUGCAGCAGCAGCAGCAGCAGGAAGUAGCAUCCACGUCCACGUCAUCCUCCGCAUCCUCUGCGUCUUCCGAGUUCCUGGAAUGUCCUCUCUGCCUGCUGCGCCAUGCCCGAGACCGCUUCCCUGACAUUAUGACGUGUCAUCAUCGCUCAUGCGCCGACUGUCUGAGGCAGUACCUGCGCAUCGAGAUCUCGGAGAGCCGCGUGAACAUCAGCUGCCCUGAGUGCUCCGAGCGCUUCAACCCCCACGACAUCCGCAUGAUCCUCGGAGACCGCGCCCUCAUGGAGAAGUACGAGGAGUUCAUGCUCAGGAGGUGGCUCGCUGCUGACCCUGACUGUCGAUGGUGCCCCGCCCCUGACUGCGGCUACGCGGUGAUCGCGUUCGGCUGUGCGAGCUGUCCGAAGAUCACGUGCGGGCGCGAGGGAUGUGGAACGGAGUUCUGUUAUCACUGUAAACAGCUGUGGCAUCCCAACCAGACCUGUGACGCAGCGAGACAGCAGCGAGCUCAGAGUCUGAGACUGAGACCGUUCAGAUCCUCCUCACUCAGCUACAGCCAGGAGAGCGGCGCUGCUGCAGAUGAUAUAAAGCCUUGUCCCCGCUGUGCUGCUUACAUCAUCAAGAUGAACGACGGAAGCUGUAAUCACAUGACCUGCGCAGUGUGCGGCUGCGAGUUCUGCUGGCUCUGCAUGAAGGAGAUCUCGGACUUGCACUACUUAAGUCCUUCAGGCUGCACGUUUUGGGGUAAGAAGCCGUGGAGCCGGAAGAAGAAGAUCCUGUGGCAGCUGGGAACGCUGGUCGGAGCGCCCAUCGGCAUCGCGCUGAUCGCAGGCAUCGCCAUCCCAGCCAUGACCAUCGGGAUCCCGGUGUACGUGGGCAGGAAGAUUCACAGCCGCUAUGAAGGCAAGGAAAUCUCAAAGCACAAGAAGAACCUGGUGAUCGCUGGCGGAGUCACGCUGUCCGUCAUCGUCUCACCCGUGGUGGCUGCCGUAACCGUCGGUAUUGGCGUGCCCAUCAUGCUGGCGUACGUGUAUGGUGUGGUUCCGAUCUCUCUGUGCCGUAGUGGAGGGUGUGGCGUGUCAGCGGGGAACGGAAAAGGAGUACGCAUCGAAUUCGACGAUGAAAAUGACAUGAACGUGGGCGGAGGUGCAGCAGCAACAGACAGUACGUCGGUGGCAGAGACGAGGCAGAACGCGAGUAUUGGAGGUAGUGUCGGCGGACUGACGGGCAGCCUGAGUGCCAGUGGGAGUCACAUGGAGCGAAUCGGAGCCAUGCGGGACAACGUGAGCGAAAAUGCCAGCACCAUGGCGCUCACAGGAAGUCUGUCGGGCAGCACUGUGGGCCACUGCUUCAACAGGCUGGAAGUUCAGGCUGAUGUGCAGAAGGAGCGCUGUAGUCUGAGCGGAGAGUCCGGGACGGUCAGCCUGGGGACAAUCAGUGACAACGCGAGUACCAAAGCCAUGGCUGGGUCCAUCCUCAACACGUACAUGCCUCUAGAGAGAGAGGGCAGCAGUAUGGAGGUGCAGGUGGAUGUGGAGUCUAAACUCGGGAAGCUGCGACACCACAGCGGCAGCAGCAGCAUGGAGGAGGGCAGCACCGGGGGCCGAGGCACCUGCCCCUCCACCUGCCCCCACGAGGGCAAAUACGGCUCGGGGAAGAAGAGCAAAGGCAAGAUGCGCAAGAAGACGGGCAGCACGAAGAUCAACGAGACGCGGGAGGACAUGGACGCGCAGCUGCUGGAGCAGCGCAGCACCAACUCGAGCGAGUUCGACUCCCCGUCUCUGAGCGGCAGCCUGCCCUCCGUCGCCGACUCGCACUGCAGCCACUUCUCCGAGUUCAGCUGCUCCGACCUCGACGGCUCCCGACCCCCCAACGCCAUCAGCCCUCUUCCCGAGGUGGAGAACGACAGGCUGGAGAACUGCCCCGCCCCCCUCAGCCCGGAGAGCUCGCCGAAAGAACGCAAUAACAACAUCGCUCCUCAACCGAGCACCCCGGCACGUAACGUCUGUAUUCAAACUGAGAUUUAGCGCCUGCGCUAACCAAUGCUAGCUUUCGAUCCUAAUCUGAGGUUGCACAUGCACACACACACGCACACUUACAGUUUCAUAAUCCGAUUUUAAAAGAUUCUGCAACUCUUCACUUUCAGGUGUGAUGAUGAUGAUGACAACAGGAAGUGACUGCAAGGACUGGGGUGGUUUAAAGCGAUUGGUUUUGACAGGAUGUUACAGCAGGUGACUGAUGUAGCUGUCGGUCACGUUAACGCCUCUCUCUGUCCGAGGCUCAUGAAUCACAACACGUCUGCGUGUACGCUCGGAGUGUGUGCCGAUAUUCAGUCGCCAUAUCCGUGUCAGGACCACGCCCCCCGAUUACAAUAUAAAUACGUCGAUUUAUUUAUUUACAUUUCUUCACUCACUCACACAAGAUUAAUUACGAUUAUGCAGUGGUUUCUAUGGUUAUGUCUCUAAACUACACAUUUUCAUAUAACUCUUUCGUUACCGAUAAUGUAUGGCUGCGUAGCAACGGGGUUCUGUUUGACUGGAUCUGCAUCUUGGUGUAUUUAAAAAAAAAAAAAGAGGAAAGUCUCGGUGUAUUAACACUUCCUGGCCAAUUGAGCAUUAAUUUGUGAAUUGUAUUUAAUUUUGUUGUUCUGGUUAACGGUGAAACGGUGCUCCUUGAAGAAACAGGUUCAGGGUUCCUCAAGGGUUCCAGAAAAGCCAUGUGUUCUGAUGAGGAAACAAACCAAAGACCCCCCUCCUGUCCUGAGGUGGAGUGUUUUUGUGGUAUUUUUGGUCUGUUACUCAUUUUAGAGUCCGAUGUCAAUACUGUGUGUUAAUUAGAUCACGAUGCGUCGCUGAUUAUCGGCACAUGUGCGUGCACGCGUGCGCACACUCUUCUACAAGCCCGGUUCGCUCUGUGGUUGGAGGCGCCUUUUUUUUUUUUUUAAAAAUCUGUAACGUUAUCUGAGAAGUGUGUGUGUGUGGGAUGUUGAUGUUCUGGAGAUGUUCUAAUGUUUCCUCAGAGGGACCAGCAGGAGAUUGAGCAGAUUUUUUUUUUUUUUAUUAAUUAUAUAUAAAUGUUUUUUUUUCUUUUAUUUUCCAUUUUGGGAAAGGUCGUUAUGCACCACAGCCCUGUGUGGGGGUCUAAACUUGUAACGCAGAAUAGGACCAAGCGAUGACGCAAAUUCAGUCAUAUCAUGAAUCACUUUAAAAAUAAACACUUUUUUUUUUUUUUUUUCUUCUCCGUUUUGGAAGGAAACGGAUAUCGGAGAUGAGUGUGAGGAGCUUUGCUGCAUCGCUCGGUCCUUGGGUUUGAUCAGUUCGUUAAUUUGCUAGACCGGUUUGUUCAGAUCAGAAGGAUCCUCUUAAUUCUCUGAUUUAAGAAUUUUACAGCUUCAAGGCUAUGACGGUACACACACACACACACACACACACACACACACACACGUGUUCAGGUCAGACAUGAUUAAUACGUAAUUCUGGGUUUGUACUCAUUUAGACUCAUGGUGCCUUUUGGAUUUAAAAAAGUCUAUUCGAGUUCCUCCAUUCUGUUUCUUUCAGAAUUAAAAAUAAAGAGAAUCAAAUCCA
This is a messenger RNA of Neoarius graeffei (lesser salmon catfish), 4105 nucleotides long. RefSeq names its product ring finger protein 19A, RBR E3 ubiquitin protein ligase (gene rnf19a). Bases 164 to 2548 code for a protein of 794 amino acids. NCBI's taxonomy places the organism in Eukaryota, Metazoa, Chordata, Actinopteri, Siluriformes, Ariidae. Gene Ontology annotation, cellular component: ubiquitin ligase complex; cytoplasm. The transcript has 10 exons. The record is from RefSeq and is a predicted model, not a curated record. Gene Ontology annotation, molecular function: ubiquitin conjugating enzyme binding; ubiquitin protein ligase activity; zinc ion binding. Gene Ontology annotation, biological process: positive regulation of proteasomal ubiquitin-dependent protein catabolic process; protein polyubiquitination; ubiquitin-dependent protein catabolic process.